AUAUUCAUAAAUGCUAGUUUCUGUUCGAUAAAUACCUAUAAUACUCUUUCAGAUGAGGGGCAACCUUAGCAAAUGUAGGAAACAAAUAGGAAGUGCCAGGGUUUAAAAGCAUUUGGCACGGCGCAUAUUCUCCCAGUGCACUUUAGAACGCUUUGCUCGACGCUGUUUGUUUAGCGAUUAAAAUGGCCUUCCCGCCUUCGCCGUGGCCCUCCCGGUUAUUCGACCAAAACUUCGGAAUGUGCAUCACUCCACAUGACUUCUUAUUCCCUUUCUACACCACCUACAAAAACUACUACAGACCAUGGAAAUUAAACACGCAAAGCUUCGAUAAAGAAUUCGGCUCAACAAUAAACAACGAAAUGGAAUCAUUCAAGGUAACAUUGGAUGUGCAGCAUUUUCGGCCUGAUGAAUUAAGUGUUAAAGUGGCAAACAAGCAAAUUAUCGUCGAAGGAAGGCAUGAGGAGAGGAAGGACGAACAUGGUUUUGUUUCAAGGCAUUUUACGAGACGUUAUGCCUUACCAAGCAAUUGUAUGCCGGAAGACGUUAUUUCAAAAUUGUCGUCCGAUGGUGUGCUUACAGUAGUAGCGAAUAAGUCGAAAGAAAUGUCUAAAAAUGAACAAAUUGUGCCGAUAACGUUAUGUAAAUCAUGUCCCUUGAAGGAAGAAGCAACUAAAUCAGUUAUUAACACAGACCAAAAAGACAGGCCUGCUGAAUCGAAGAAUGUAGAUGUUAAUAAAAAGAAUACACAAAUCAUGUUAAAGGAGGAACAUUGUUGUCUAUUAUUAAAACCUGAAUUACUUCGGGAAGCUGCUUCAGAUAACUCUGAAAUAGUAGUUGAAAAGAAAGAAAAGGUCGAGCAGGACAAACUGAAAGCUUGCCAAUUUGGAAAGAACACUUCUGAAAUGUUGGAACAAACAUUUGCUAAGGCAAGUGCGGUUGCAUUAGCGUCAGAUGAAAAGUGUGAUAGAACUGAUAAAUCAGCAUUGUCAAAAACAGAAAUAGUGGAACAAAAAAUCGACAAAUCAAGAGCAACUACUUCAGCAUCUGGUGGAAGGGCAAGUGCAGCCAUGUCUACAUCUGGUGAAGUAUUGGAACAUAAAUUUGCAAAAUUAAGUGAGACAUCAGAAGAAAAAUUUGAUCUCUUUGAUAAAACAUUGUCAAAAUUAGAGGAAUCAUAUGAACAACAGUUUGAAAAAUCAAGUGCUGCUAUGUCUGAAAAAGCUGGUCAUUCUAGAAUGACUAAGUCUGAAAUGUCAGAGCUCACUAGCACCUCUUCUAAAACCUCAGAAAGCAUUGAAAGUUCAAUGAGUUAUAAGGCCUCUAUGACAUCUAACAUGAAAGACAUUAGUGAAGAAUUAAGUGACUUUGUGUGUGACAUCUUGUCCUCUGAACUGGAUAAAACACUGGAAAUUAAGAAAUAA
Molecule: messenger RNA, 1421 nt
Organism: Cydia splendana
Lineage: Eukaryota; Metazoa; Arthropoda; Insecta; Lepidoptera; Tortricidae
Product: heat shock protein 67B1-like
Exons: 1
Coding region: 183-1421 (412 amino acids)
Biological process (GO): response to heat; protein refolding
Cellular component (GO): nucleus; cytoplasm
Source: RefSeq, a predicted model, not a curated record